AUGACCGUAUAUAUAGGCUGGGGAAGGCGGUCGAAGAAACGACCCCAACGAAAAAGUCCUUCUAGAGGUGGAGAUCCUGUUGCGGAUACUACAGCUGCAGAAAGCGGCCCUGCUUCACAGUCCGCGACAGAGUCGUUCAGUGCUCAAACAACAACCACUACCACCGAUACGUCUAAUAGCUACAUAUUAUCAUCACACGCAGAUGUUGAUUCAUGCCAACGAAAUAAUGACAUAAGAUAUCAACCAAGAAACGUUGGCGUCCAAAGUCCCGAUAAUACAAAUCCAGCACACGGCUCAGUAUCAGAACAAUCACGAUCGCUCCCGGAACACCCCCGUACAUUAGUGAAUGGGGUAUAUUAUGCGCAUGAUCCGAACUCUCUUCCAGAACCUUUAGGUCAAGGUUACAUGGCAUGGGCAAUGUUGGAGCGCGAAGCAGCAAGCCAAUCAUCACCACGACAUCCAGGAGAAUCGAGGUGGAACAACAGAACCUUACGGUUUUGGCACUUAUCGACAGAUUUCAAUAGAUUUCGGAGUAAAAACGAUGAAGAUGAUUUGAGUCAAAGCUGUACUCGAGACGGAGAACAAAGGCACAACGCGGGGGAUGGCACCGGUUCUAAUCGUCGUCGUCCGUCUUCAACACCAGCUUUGAAUAGAGAUUUGACACUUCAGCGGCCAUACACUGCGCCUCCUCACCAAUUGUGA
This is a messenger RNA of Morchella sextelata, 702 nucleotides long. RefSeq lists its product as uncharacterized. The record is from RefSeq and is a predicted model, not a curated record. Lineage: Eukaryota; Fungi; Ascomycota; Pezizomycetes; Pezizales; Morchellaceae. The transcript has 5 exons. Bases 1 to 702 code for a protein of 233 amino acids.